Messenger RNA from Conger conger (European conger), 3006 nucleotides. RefSeq names its product rho guanine nucleotide exchange factor 16-like. The transcript has 15 exons. Gene Ontology annotation, biological process: activation of GTPase activity. The coding region runs from base 360 to 2438 and encodes 692 amino acids. NCBI's taxonomy places the organism in Eukaryota, Metazoa, Chordata, Actinopteri, Anguilliformes, Congridae. The record is from RefSeq and is a predicted model, not a curated record. Gene Ontology annotation, molecular function: protein binding; guanyl-nucleotide exchange factor activity.
CCAAUCUGUUUAGGCGGUGCCUGGAAAGUUGCCAGUUCGCUUAUUAUUCUCUUACACAAAGCGCGUGAACGCACGCAGAAGCUUUUGUCAAACAGAAGGUAUAUAUUUCGGCUUUUAAAAAUGUUGUAUUACUAUACAUAAUUCUAGUAGGCAUAUUUUUGUUCUGUGGAAUGCGAAGACAUCGGUUGGAUUUAUGAGCUGCUGGGCAGGACUGUAACUUGCAAGAGUAGGGGUCGGCCUCUCGUUGCCCUGAGAGACAGCAUCGGUGAUGGGUCUCUGGUAGGCAGAGUAGCCGGUCUGUAUUGGAUCAGAGCCUGUGACCUUGGAGCUGCGUGUCCCUCGGUCAGACUGAGGGAUCCAUGGGAGACCAAUCGCCCCUCCGCCUGGAGCGCCACUUCUCCGCCAACCUGCAGCUGGACCCCAUGGCCAGGCCUCAGAGGCAGCCGGAGGGCCCGGCCGCCUCGCCCGCGCUGCUGACGGUCCCGCCCUGCGAGGAGAGGGGGCGGAGAGGCCUGGUCCUGAGCACUGACAGCCAGGCCAGCAGGAGAAUGGGCAUCCAGCAGCUCAUCCCCCGGAGCCUGGUGUCGGCCAGUCGCCCGAGGAACCGGCACCACACCACCGUCAUCACCCUGCCCGUGGAGAUGCUCACGGACAAACGCGUCUCAGCCCCGGCCCCCGACCUGACCUGGGACGACUACGACAGCGAGGGCGAGGGCUUCUCUCUCCGCCGGAACCGCAGGAACAAGUCCUACCGCAAUGCCGUCAAGAGCCUGAACCCGGCGGCCAUGAUGCAGGACGCAGGGAGCGACUCACUCAGGCCCGACGGCCAGAACAGAGCCCCCAGCCCCCAGCCCCACCGCAGCCCCCGGCCCUCACCCAGCCCCCGACGCAGCAGGAAAGUAUUCGGAAGGAAGAGGAAUCAAAGGCAUGGGGGGUCCUUCAAAGAUGAACCCCGUCUCUACCAGGAGAUCCAGGAGCGCGGUCUACACUCCAACAACCAGAACACGGAAGAGGACCUGCUGGACGACCCGGUCGCUGGAUCUCCAGAACCAGAUGAGGGCAUCGUGGUUAAGAGCUACCGCCCCGCCCAGCGCACCUGGAGUCAGCUGCCACAGGUGACGGAGACGGGUCUUCUACAGCUGAUCUCAGUGGAAGAGCGCAAGAGACAAGAGGCCAUAUUUGAGAUCAUUACGUCCGAGUACUCGUACAAGCACAGCCUGGACAUCCUGGUGCGCCAUUUUAAAGGAAACGAGGACCUGAGAAACACCAUGACCACAACCGACCACCACCACCUCUUCUCCAACAUCGCAGACAUCCAGGCAGCCAGCAAGAGGUUCUUUGAGGACCUUGAAAGGCGCCACCAUAACACCGUUGUGAUUCGAGACAUCAGUGACAUCGUGCAGGAUCACGCCAGCCAUCAUUUCCAGCCUUACAUCACCUACUGCGCCAACGAGACCUUCCAACAGAGGGCGCUACAGAGACUGCUAAUCAGUAAUAAUGCGUUUAAGGAGGCGCUGAAGCAGAUUGAGAUGAGUGCGGAUUGCGGGGGGCUGCCGAUGAUCUCCUUCCUGAUCCUGCCCAUGCAGAGGGUGACCCGCCUGCCGCUCCUGAUGGACACCAUCUGUCAGAAGACCCCACAUCAGACCGCAGAGUACUUCGCCUCAGUCUGGGCAUUGAAGGCCAUUAGCAAGCUGGUGAGGAAGUGUAAUGAAGGAGCUCGCACCAUGGAGAGGACGGAGCUAAUGUACACCAUCCAGAAGCAGAUGGACUUCGGCAAGAUCAAGCCCUUCCCGCUGGUCUCCGCCUCGCGGUGGCUACGGAAACGGGGGGAGCUGACCGUGUGCACUGAUGACCUCAGCAUGUUCUGGAAGGCCUUCAGCACAAAGAGCUACUACCUGUUCCUGUUCAACGACGUGCUCAUCCUCACCCGGAAGAAAAGUGAGGAGAGCUUUGUGGUGAUGGACUACGCCACUCUGGAGAACGUGGAGGUCGAGCCGGAACCGUCGGACGGACAGUCGUCUCCGCCAAUCAAGCAGAGCAGCUCGGCCCCCUACUCCCUGAAGCUGUUCAUGAGGAGGAACAGCGAGGGGCGGGCUGAACAGAUCAUCCUGGCGGCCGAGACUCAGAUUGAGCGCGCUCGCUGGGUAACAGCUCUCCAGCAGCACAAACAGAUGGACGGCUACGCCAAUAAAGAAGAUCUGCCGCAGUGCGAGGUCACUAAGGUCCACAUGUCCCAUGAGCCAGACGAGCUGGGCCUGCAGCAGGCCGAUGUGGUCAUCAUCCUGCAGAGGGUGGACGGCUGGUGCCACGGGGAGAGGAUGCGGGACGGGGAGAGGGGCUGGUUCCCGGCCAGCUGUGCGACAGAGAUCACCAACCGCAUCGCCGUGCAGCUCAACGUGGAGCGCAUGGAGAGGCUGCGGAAAGAGACCAACGUGUGAGACGCGACCACGCCUCACCCCUGCGAGACUGUGAGAGGAGCGGGGGAGGAACGUGCUGACCGGCGAGGAGCGGACUGACCAGGGACUCGGCUCAGAAAGACCUUCUUGUGAGACGUGGAGCACGCAUCACCGUUAGAGAGGUUACCGUGUCUGCACUGUGUCUGCAUUGUACAAAAAUAAUCAUCUAGAUGUUAAAUGCUGUACUGCCAAGUACUGAAUGCCGCAUACCUUAAAUGCAUUUUCUCAAAAUGGGUAUGAAGCCAUGAAGUCAAACUUAGAAUUUGACACAUCACCUUCUUUAGAAUAAAGACGAUUGGUCUUAAGGGGCUAUUUUUGGUCAGAUUGUUUAUGCCCAUCAGGCCUGCAGCUUUGAUCUCUGACAGUCGGGUGUCAAUGGCUCCGAUUGGCUGGGUUCUUUAUGAUGUCAUUGGUUAAAUGUGAGCAUGUGUGGAGACUAAAACACACCAAACAGAGGAGAGAACAGGAGGCGGUCAGUGGUUGGUUAGAAUUCACCUCAAAUGAAAACUGUAAUUAGAAUUUUACUAUAUAAAAACAAUUAUAUCCAAAA